AUGGCAGCACCCGCACAGGCAGCGCAGCAGAAGUACAAGGCUCCGGUCUUUGCCGUUUUCCCCUUCAGUCCGCCAGACACAUUCUCCUAUCCGGUGCCGAGCCUCGAGGCCUGUGACCCGUCGAUUCAGCGGACGGUUCGGUACAUGGAAGAGGCGGCGAAGGAGCCCAUUGUCCGCGCAAAGAAGACAAAGCGGAAGACAAAGCGCGGGGCCUCCGUCAAGAAGAAGCCGGCAGGUGGAAAGUGA
This is a messenger RNA of Giardia duodenalis, 246 nucleotides long. RefSeq lists its product as uncharacterized. NCBI's taxonomy places the organism in Eukaryota, Fornicata, Diplomonadida, Hexamitidae. The transcript has a single exon. The coding region runs from base 1 to 246 and encodes 81 amino acids. The record is from RefSeq and is a predicted model, not a curated record.